This is a messenger RNA of Macadamia integrifolia, 4137 nucleotides long. Its product is annotated as putative disease resistance protein RGA4. Gene Ontology annotation, biological process: defense response to other organism. The transcript has 2 exons. The record is from RefSeq and is a predicted model, not a curated record. Gene Ontology annotation, molecular function: protein binding; ADP binding. The coding region runs from base 337 to 3411 and encodes 1024 amino acids. NCBI's taxonomy places the organism in Eukaryota, Viridiplantae, Streptophyta, Magnoliopsida, Proteales, Proteaceae.
GCUGAAGCAAAAAUAGUUGUGAGUGGUGUGGGAGAGAUCCUGAAGAACCUGAUCUCCAUGGCAACCGAGGAGAUUGGCCUUGUAUGGAAUAUUAAGGAAGAUCUGGAUAAGUUAGUUCGCACUGUGACUGCUAUCCAAGCAUUACUAGAUGAUGCUGAAAGACAAUAAGAAGAAAAGCAGACUGUGAGACUAUUCCUAAGAAGGCUUAAAGAUGUAACUUAUGCUGCUGUAGACGUUUUGGAUGACUUCAGUUAUCAAACCACAAGAUUGCAGGUGACAAACAGCAAGGUAAGCAAAUUCUUCUUGCACUCGAUUUCAGUUGCAUUUAAAUUAAAGAUGGCUCACAAGAUCAAGAAUGUAAACAAGGUGUUUGAUGAAAUUAAAAGAGACAUGGAUUCAUUAAAUCUUGUGAGCUUAUUUGUACCCACAUAUCUUCAAAAUAGAAAGACCAUGGAGACAUUCUCUUUUGUAGAUGAGUCUGAGGUUGUCGGAAGGGAUGAUGACAAGUCAAAGAUAGCAAGUAUAAUAACAAGCUCUGACAAUCAAGAUAUUCUUAUGGCCCUUCCCAUAGUUGGAAUGGGAGGGAUUGGAAAAACCACGCUUGCUAAAUUAGUCUACAAUGAUGGUUUUGUAGCUAAGUAUUUUGAUAAAAGAAUAUGGGUCCAUGUCUCUAAAGAUUUCGAUGUUAAGAAAAUUUUGAUAGAGAUCACAGAAUCUGUGACCAAAAGGACAUGCCAAUUUUCAUCUAUUGAUGUCAUACAACAAAGCCUUAAAGAUGAGUUGAGUGAGAAGCGGUUUUUACUUGUAUUGGAUGAUAUGUGGAAUGAUGAUAGUGAGCAAUGGGAUAUGCUUAAGACUUCAUUAAAAAUUGGUGCGAGAAAUAGCAAAGUCAUUGCUACUACUCGUAUUAUUGAAGUUGCAUCAAUGAUAGGCACAUUUGAUACAUACCACCUUCAAAGCUUAUCAGAAGAUAAAUGUUGGUCUAUUCUCAAAAAUAAAGCUUUCGGGAAUGGAGGGGCUGAACAGACUCCAAAUAUGGUGGCAAUAGGGAAGGAAAUUGUGAAAAAGUGUGGAGGCUUGCCAUUAGCAGCGAAAGCACUAGGAGGCUUGAUGCAUAUCAAGAAAGAUGAACAACAUUGGUUAUCAAUAAAGGAUAAUGAGAUUUGGGAUUUACCUAUGGAUAAAAAUGGAGUCCUUCCUGCACUAAAACUGAGUUAUGAUCACUUGCCAUCACAUUUGAAACAAUGUUUCUUAUAUUGUUCAAUAUUUCCUAAGGGUGCUUUCAUCUUCAGAAAUGAUUUAAUCCGACAAUGGAUGGCAUUGGGGUUUCUUCAACCAUCCACAGGAAGUAGGCUAUUAAUGGAAGAUAUUGGAAACAUUUACAUCAAUCAAUUGUUGUGGAAUUCAUUUUUCCAAGACGCUGAGUAUGAUGAUUUUGGUCUAAUUAAGUUCAAGAUCCAUGAUCUUGUUUUUGAUCUGGCAUGUUCUCUUUCAAGGCCUGACAACAUAAAUGUUGGUGCUGAAGGAUUAAAAAGCAACUCUAAUGCUUUUCAUUUGAGAUUAUAUUCGGAUGGUGACAUAAAAAAGAUUCAAGACUACUUAUCUGAGGUGAGAAACUUGCGAUCGUUGCAUUUGAAAUUCACAGGAGCCAAUACUCCCAUUGGCAGAAAUGUCCUUGAUUUUUUGUUCAAAAAACUCAAGUGUUUACGUGUUCUAGAAUUAUCUAAUUGUAGAAUCAAAGAUUUACCAUCCUCCAUUAAGAAGUUGAAACACUUAAGGCACCUUGACCUUAGUUUCAAUCCAAUUGAAGCAUUACCUGCAUCUAUCACCAGCCUUUACAAUUUGCAAACAUUGGAUCUUGGAAAUUGUCCUCUAAAAGAGCUUCCCGAAGACAUGAGAAAACUGGUAAAGUUGAGGCAACUUAAUGUUUAUAGGGAAGAUGGAAGUUUGAGUCAAAUGCCAAUUGAUAUGGGAAGAUUAAUCUACCUUAAUGGAUUAUCGACAUUUAUUGUGGGCCACAAAAGGGAGCAGUGUAUCAAAGAGUUGCAACGCCUGGACCUUCGAGGAAAUUUAGGUAUUUACAAUCUUGAGAACGUGAGAAGUAGAACGGAAGCAGAGGAGGCAAAUUUAAUGGGAAAAGAAAAGCUUGAUAUGUUGCAUUUAUCAUGGAGAAGUAAUGUUUUGGGUGGCGACAAUAGUUUUAUGUUGGGAAAUGAAACUGUUGUUGACGAAGAUGAUGUAUUGGAAGGUCUUCGACCUCAUCCAAAUCUGAAACAACUGAUCAUCAAAAACUUUGGAGGUGAUAAUUUGCCUCAAUGGAUGAUGCGUGUGUGUGAGUUAUCUCUCCCUAAAUUGGUGAAAUUCUUCUUACAUGACUGCGAGAGAUUGGAACAUGUCCCCCCACUUGGACAGCUACCAUCACUUAAGAUUCUUCAUCUAAAGAGAUUGAAAAGGAUGAAGAGUCUUGGAAGUGAGUUCUAUCAUGGGGAUGAUAGCAAUGGUACUCAAGUUUCCCUUACUACAACAACAUUCCCUUCAUUAGAAGAGCUUUCCUUUGAACAGUUGCCUAACUUUGAGGAAUGGAUGGAACCACAAGGCUCAUUCCCUUCCUUCCCUCGCCUUGGGAGGAUGUUUUUAAAAGAUUGCCCAAAGUUGGUGACUAUGCCCAGUCGAUUUCCGUCUUUUAGCAAAUUAUAUAUAUUUGAAAUGCCGAAGCUUAAGUUUUUGCCAAAAGGAUUAUUGCACAACAAUGUCAAAGAAUUAAAUAUUGUAAAAUGCCCCGACCUUGAAGCAAUUAUUAUGCCAAACGAGGAGGAGGGUGUGCAAGUCAUAUCAUCAUCUCUUGACCUACUGCUGGUAAGGAAUUGCCCUUCUCUGACAUCAUUUCCAGAUGUACGAGGUUUGCACUCUAUUCGGAGAUUUAUUUUUAUCAGAAAUGAAAAAAUCACUGGAUUACCAGAAGGUCUACACACCCUUCAUACCCUUGAAUUGCUGUGGAUUGGUGGGUAUUCAUCAGAGCUGGAGUCUUUUCCCAACUUGGAGCAUCUCCAACACUUGUCCUCCCUUCGACACUUACAUAUUGUUGGCUGGUCUAAGCUUUCGUCUCUUCCUGAGCAACUUCAAAACCUCACCCAAUUAGAAUUCUUGGCAAUACAUGAGUUUCAUAGUGUGGCAGCUCUGCCAGAGUGGCUGGGGAACCUUUCUUCGCUUCGAACAUUGGGUCUUGUAGAUUGCAAUAAUCUGAUGUAUCUUCCAGAAGAGGAAGAAGGAUUGCGAUGCUUCAUCAAACUAGAAAAAUUAAAUAUUUUAAAUUGCCCCCUUCUUGAAGAAAGAUGCAGCAGGGGAAGAGGCGAGGAGUGGCCAAAGAUCAAACACAUAAAGAACAUCCAAAUUGAUGACCAAUAUGUGUAAUUUUGGUGCACAAUCUUUCUUCAAAUGUCAGGUAAAAUAUUCAAAAAGUUGUGGGCUAUAGGCUUCCAAGUAUUUUUGUUGAUUUAAUUUCCCUUGCCCAAGCCAGGAGUUGUCGAUCUGGUAUUUCUCUCAUUUAUUUUUUGGGUUAUUUUUUCAUCAUUUUCUUCCUUCAAUGAUCCCAAUUAGGGAUUAUCUAGUUAGGUUUUAAUUUAAUAAUUUGCUAGUAUUUUCAACAAUUUAUCAUACAAGUUGAAUUAAACAAACCCUCAAAAAAAAAAAAAUGUAAUUAAAGUACAAUUAAUAGAUAAUUGUUUUUGUCAGAUAGGGGACACAGAAUUGACAAAAGCAAAUGAGGUGAUCUACAUUAUAGAAUUGAAGAAAAUGGGUAGUAUUGAGAAGCUUGAUUUUUUGUAUGUGAAGGCUUUUGUGGAGGACAUUUUGAUGUUUAUAGUGAUGAAAUCGAUUGGAUUGGGUUUUGAAUGAUGGUGAAGGCUUUGAAUGGAUUGGACAUUUUUUGUAUGUGAAGGCUUUGAAUGGUUAUAAUGGUUUUGGGCGUUUGAGGGGGAAUUCUUUGUAAACAGAGAAGUAACAUAAAGAGAGCUUGUAACUCUAUCCUCCAUUGCUAGUGAAGUCGUUCUCAUCUUACCAUAGACAUAGGCACUCUGUUCUAUCUUCUUAUUUUGUUACGUCGUGUUUCAAUUCAGUAUCAGCAAGAACUGUUUCAAA